AUGGUGUAUUUUGUUCAAGGUGUUUUAGGACUCGCGAGGCUCGCUGUUAGUUUCUAUUUAAAAGACGACUUGCAUAUUGAUCCUGCAGAGACAGCUGUGAUAAUGGGUCUUUCUUCACUGCCAUGGCUUGUUAAGCCUCUCUACGGUUUUAUUAGUGAUUCUGUGCUUUUAUUUGGCUACCGAAGGAGAUCAUAUCUAGUUCUCUCGGGACUUCUUGGUGCAUUUUCCUGGAGCUUGAUGGCUGGUUUUGUCGACAGUAAAUACAGUGCUGCUUCUUGUAUACUUCUCGGUUCCCUUUCAGUCACCUUUUCUGAUGUUGUAGUAGAGUCAAUGGUCGUAGAAUGA
Messenger RNA from Thlaspi arvense, 345 nucleotides. Lineage: Eukaryota; Viridiplantae; Streptophyta; Magnoliopsida; Brassicales; Brassicaceae. The record is from the annotation of a GenBank genome assembly.